Molecule: messenger RNA, 1751 nt
Organism: Somion occarium
Lineage: Eukaryota; Fungi; Basidiomycota; Agaricomycetes; Polyporales; Cerrenaceae
Source: the annotation of a GenBank genome assembly
AUCUCGAGACUCGAGCUUGCCGACUCGGAGCAUCAUCUUACACGACCACACCUGCCUUGACCACCAGCGCACGUCGCGCUUUCACAUCCUUCACUCUACUAUUGCGUUAGUUACAUGGCGAUCGACGGUCUUGUUAUUCUGGAUAGUACCGGUCGGCCUAUCGUACAAUCUGGGUUCCGUUCGACUUCGCCUGCAUACCCACUACUUCACAUCGAAGCUCUGAAUGAUGCCCUUUCUAAAGCUCCUCGUCCUGCAGAUGCAGACCCAGUACUGUAUGUCCCCAACACCGGAAUCGACGGUCCCAGCGCGUGCUGCCAUGUCAAGCGCGGGGAGCUGAGAUUCCUAGGUCUAAUGAGUGGCGACACGGAUCCGCUAUAUGUCUUUGCUUUUUUGGAGACGUUCAUUAGUAUCCUUCGCGACUACUUUGGGCAGCUUUCUGCAGAAACGUUGAAAGAGAACUUCGAUGUAGUUUAUCAGCUUUUGGAAGAAACUCUGGAUGCGGGUGGACAUCCAUCCACGACCUCUAUUAAUGCUUUGAAGGACAUCGUCCUUCCUCCGUCCCUACUUUCGAAAGUGCUGUCUGUCGCUGGCGUCUCUGGGCUCGCAAGUCCGGGAACAAAUUCACAUCCAUUUGCUUCGCCCAUACCUUGGCGCAAGGUGGGAGUGCGUUACAACAGCAACGAGAUAUUUUUUGACGUCGCGGAGGAGCUAAAAGCGGUGGUCAAUAAGAAUGGCGGUAUCAUUGUCAGCUCGGUCUGGGGCAAGGUCCACACAAAUUGCAGACUGUCUGGGACCCCAGAUUUGCUUCUAUCUUUCAGCAAUGCUCAGCCUUUAACCGAUUGUUCGUUCCAUCCGUGUGUUCGUUUGCAACGGUGGUCGAGAGACAAAAACCUGUCAUUCGUCCCGCCAGAUGGUCGAUUUAUUCUGAUGGAAUACAAAUAUACUCCGGGAGGUGUACAUCAUGUCGCUGUACCCUUUGCAUUAAAGGCGUCAGUAGACUGCGAAGUGAACGGGGGUUCAUUCGAUGUAGCCCUGACAUCACGUCUGACUACAAAGGUGCUUGAGAACAUGAACGUGGAACUAUACCUUGGAGAAGGUGCUACUUCUGCAAGUUGUGUUGUUUCCAAUAACACGUCAUGGAACUUCGACCCACGAACAAGGAUUCUUCACUGGAACAUAAAGGCAGUAUCGCCGUCUUCGAGCUUCUCCUUGAAAGGAACAUUCUCUUCGACGUACGAUUUCAAAUUGUCUUUGCUUUCUGGACGAUGGCUUAUGUUAAUUAUACCCUCAGUGCCGAACAGCCCCGACCAUCCCAUGCUUUUCGUGCAAGAUUCGAAAUCCCCCAACACAGUUUUUCUUCACUCAAAGUAGAUCAGUUGAAGAUAACCGGUGAGAUGUACAAACCGUACAAGGGUGUACGAGGGCGUUCUACUGGUGAUGUGGAAUGGCGCUGGUAGUCGAUGGUGGCACGGUGCAUAUGUAAUGCAGGGAGUUCGUGGAACUCAAUAAUGUAACCCUCAGAUUCCUUGCUCAAGUUUUCUCAUGUCUGCUCCUACAGCUCACUUCUCCGGGCCCCGUUGCCUGCUUCAGGAAUUUUCCGUCUACGCCCAUGUGUCGUUCCGAGAUACGGCAGCUUCACGACAGACACCGAGUAUACGAUAAAGCUUCUUCGAAGAAUGGCUGUAUUAUGUCAGGAAACACGCGAUUUUAUUCAGAGUGACGGGAAAGUCGAGCUGACUACCCAAGGUGGU